AUGAGUAGAAAAUAUUUUGUAGCUGCAAAUUGGAAAUGUAAUGGAACUCAAAAGAGUAUAAAAGCAUUAAUAGAAAAUUUUAACAAAUUGAAUUUUGACCCAAAUAAAAUAGAUGUGGUUAUAUUUCCUGUAUCUGUUCAUUAUGAAUAUACUAGAAAAUUGUUAGAUAAAAAAUUUUCCAUGGGUAUACAAAAUACAUCAAAGUAUGGUAAUGGGUCAUACACAGGUGAAAUAAGUGCAGAAAUAGCAAAAGAUAUGAAUGUAGAGUAUGUAAUAAUUGGACAUUUUGAAAGAAGAAAAUAUUUUUUUGAAAAAGAUGAGGAUGUUAGAGAAAAGUUACAACAAUGUUUAAAAAAUAAUUUAAAAGCAGUUGUAUGUUUUGGUGAAUCACUAGAAGAAAGAGAACAAAACAAAACUAUUGAUGUAAUAAAAACACAAGUAAAAGCUUUUAUAGAUUUAAUUCAAAAUUUUGAUAAUGUAAUAUUAGCAUAUGAGCCAUUAUGGGCUAUAGGAACAGGAAAAACAGCAACACCUGAACAAGCUCAGAAUGUUCAUAAGGAAAUUAGAAAUAUUGUAAAAGAAAACUGUGGAGAAAAGCAAUCAAAACAGAUAAGAAUUUUAUAUGGAGGAAGUGUAAAUACAGAAAAUUGUGCUUCCUUAAUUAAACAAGAAGAUAUAGAUGGAUUCUUAGUAGGUAAUGCUUCCUUAAAAGAUACGUUUGUUGAUAUUAUUAAAAGUGCCUUAUAA
Molecule: messenger RNA, 747 nt
Organism: Plasmodium gallinaceum
Lineage: Eukaryota; Apicomplexa; Aconoidasida; Haemosporida; Plasmodiidae
Product: triosephosphate isomerase, putative
Exons: 2
Coding region: 1-747 (248 amino acids)
Biological process (GO): glycolytic process; glycerol catabolic process; gluconeogenesis
Cellular component (GO): cytosol
Molecular function (GO): triose-phosphate isomerase activity
Source: RefSeq, a predicted model, not a curated record